This is a messenger RNA of Ixodes scapularis (black-legged tick), 792 nucleotides long. RefSeq names its product integumentary mucin C.1-like. The transcript has a single exon. NCBI's taxonomy places the organism in Eukaryota, Metazoa, Arthropoda, Arachnida, Ixodida, Ixodidae. The record is from RefSeq and is a predicted model, not a curated record. The annotation marks the transcript as partial.
UAUCCAGCAACUACAAAAGGGAACGCUGUGGUCUCCGGGCAGUAGUGAUCACGUACUCCACGCAAGAUGCGCCUGGGUCUCUCCCUUGCCGUUGCGUUGCUGGGGACCUUACACCUGACCUCGUCCGUCUCAAGUGGUAUAUUGACACCCAGUGCCUUCGCUGUGCAACACGACCUUCCUGCGGAGGUUCCUAGCGCAUCAGCCGUCGAACGUAAAAACGUUUCUUCGUCGGGAAGUCAGAAAUGUGGAAUGUCGAAGGUAAUAGUCAACGAAACGACCGUGAUCACCAUCCAAAAGACCGUAGAAACGAAGACCAUCACUGACCAGAAGUGUUGCUGCCCCGAAGAUAUAAGUCUACAAUGUAAAGGUUGCCCCGACGGUGGAGCAAAAGAGGAAGCUCCUGUUACAGUACCUCCGACUGCUACGGAACCUGGCACGUCAACGACGCCUCAGACACCAACAGCUCCCACCAAAGGUCCUACGACCACCACUCCAGAUCCUCAGACAUGGAAGAGAGCCCAGACACCGACAGUACCUAUCACAACAGAACCCCCAACUGUAUCAACAACGCAGGCACCAACAGUUCCAUCCACGCGUCUAACGACCCCAACUACAGAGCCCCCAACUUCACCAACAACACAGGCACCAAUAGUUCAAACUACACGUCCCACGACAACCACUAUAACGCGCCCAACUUCACCAACCACCCAGGCGCCAACAGUUCCAACCACGCGUCCUACGACCGCAACUACAGAGCCCUCAACUUCAUCAACAACCCAGGCGCCAACAGUU